AUAAUAACAAAAUUGUUCCAACAUGAGUAAGUUGAAGUCAAGGGACUAAAACUGUGUUUAAACAUAAGUUGAAGGACGCUUUUUGUACUUCAUAUCAGUCGCCACAAAGAAAGAACCCGUGCUACGAACAGUAUUUCAAUCUUCGUCAUCGUUCUUCCCCCAUUCAUUUCAGAACUUCACUGUCUAUCGCUCCUUAGGUUUAUUACAUCUACGUAAAUCCACCUACUUUCUUUACCGUCAACCUUCGCUUCAGAUGGUGUUCACAGAUAUUGAAUGGCCUUAACUGUUGUUAGGUUAUAUCGCUGUUUUGUGAUUACAAGGAGAAGAUGAACAGGCCUGCACCAUAUGCUGAUGCAGGUGUCAAUAGAUAUGCUGCUUCUCAGCUGCUGCACAUGUCUGCACAGAGAAUGCAACCGAAUGCUCAAAUAAGCGAGUUUCCUGGGCAAACUCAAUGUCCAUCUCAAGCAGAUGGCCGACAGCAAUGGGAUACAACACCACAGAUUGAAUUGAAUCCAAUGUCCCCUCCUUCAUAUUCACAAGGACUUCCUCAAGAGCGUAUGGCAAAUCAAAAGAUUAAUUAUGAGAACGAAGCAGAUAACGACCCGAGACUGCAAUCAUAUGAGCAAGACAUGGAAAUUGGGUAUGAGGAGGACAAACCUUCCGAAAUUAGUUUCCAAGGACUUGAGCAGAAAUUCCAAGACGAGAUCAUGAAAUUGAUAAAAGAGUUGAGUGAUGUGGAAGAUGAAGAAAGCGCUAGACACAAAGAGAGAAUGGUAGAGAUCAAUAGACGAUACCAAGAGAAGCUGUCUUCACUUAGAGUCCAACAUGCAGCACAAGUAGGGGAGCUCCUCCGCAAGGAAUCACAGGCCCGGUUACAUCAGUAUCAACAAGAAGUAGGUGCAGAAAUCACCACCCACCUGACUCAUCCCCAUGAUUAUGGUUGGCCCAGGCCCUAUAUGCCACACACAGAUCAUCAUGGAGCCAAGAGAAGUCAAGGGCCUGAGCCGGUAAGGGUUCCAUACCCUCAUGGCCGAGUUUAUAACAAUUCUGGUUCCCGUUACUAAUGUCAACUAUCUGGUUAACCUUUACGACUUGCGGUUCUUCCACCGUAUUUAUUGUUGGCUUGGGUCUCAUCCUUAUCGGGCUGGUGCAAGCAGUGGUUUUCAGUUGCCAGUGUUUGGAUUCUUGUUUAAACUUAGACCCAUGAUUUCCUUGCAUUGAAUCGAGUCAAGCAAAAACCAUUUU
Molecule: messenger RNA, 1245 nt
Organism: Cynara cardunculus var. scolymus (artichoke)
Lineage: Eukaryota; Viridiplantae; Streptophyta; Magnoliopsida; Asterales; Asteraceae
Exons: 4
Coding region: 327-1064 (245 amino acids)
Source: RefSeq, a predicted model, not a curated record